Molecule: messenger RNA, 2302 nt
Organism: Theobroma cacao (cacao)
Lineage: Eukaryota; Viridiplantae; Streptophyta; Magnoliopsida; Malvales; Malvaceae
Source: RefSeq, a predicted model, not a curated record
UCACCUUUUCUUUUACUUCUCUCUCUGUACCACCCUCUUUCCUUAAACAUGAACUUUAGCCAUCCCUAUAACUUGUAGGACUCGCCAAACCUCUAUUGGCUUCCAACCUUCCUACAUGUGCUUUUGCCUUUCUUCUCUCUCUUUCUCUUGCAUAGGUAUUUUUGAUCAAUGACUAGUUUAUCUUAUAUAUUUGCAGAAGAAAACGCACAACUUAUGAGUUUUUCUGUAGCUGGUUCAAGUGGAUGAUCCAGCCUCUAAUUUUCAGUUGAUGGAAAAUUAACCUUCACUCAGAGAUGUGGCGGACUGCUGGGUUCAAGGUAGAUGCAGAUAUUUAACAGAGCAAUGUGUUUUUGCUGAAAACUAGUGCCAACAGAAGAAUACUACCUUGGUAAUUUUGUACAAUACAUAAGCACCUUUUAUAUUAUGAAAACUUUACUACCAAUGAGGCAUUCAUGUUAAUAUAAAGUAUCCUUUCUUGACCAAGUUCCCAGCAUCGUUUUUCCUUGUUUGGUUGCCAGUGAAUGCUAUAUGGACGGAGCAGAUAAGAUUUCUCAAAUACUUUCAUAUUCAUUUACAGCCAUGGAUGUUAUAGAAGUUGGUUUUUAUGCGAUUGCAUUGAUCCUCAGUGAUGGAUUGAUUAUGGUUUUAAUUUGUAUUUUUUAUGUCGAUAUACUCUUUUGAUUACCGUGUGACUGUGUUAUGGUUUCAAAAAUUCUACUAACACCAAUAGUUGUGGUGAAGCAACAGUGCUUUGUGAUGAGGCUAUCUACGCAAUACCAACUAUCAGAUUUUCCAAUCCAUUCAAUUUUGUAAAUCUUAAAAGAGGCAGUCAUAUAGAAUCCAUGCUCAAGCUUUUGACUCUGAAGGCUCUGCAGGGAUGAGAGCAUUUAAGGUAAAGACCAAUAUAGAAGUCAACGGACAGAGGGGAGAUGGAGGAGUCAAGGACCACGGAGUUAAUGAUUUCAUGGCUUGGAAGAAUCCAACACAAGGGGCAUCAUACCCUGCAAGUCUUGGUGAAGCGGAAAGAAGUAAGGAAGAGAACCAACUCCUUAAUACCAGUGACACCUUUUUAGCAUCUGAUGCGCCAGAGCUGGUUGUAUUUAUUCAAGAGAGUGAUUAUCAGUCUGUCAAGGAUAUUUUCAUAGAUAGGGAAGUUACUUCACGGAGUCGAUUGAACUACAAAGAUAUCUCUUCCAAGUUUCACACGGAUGUCAAUGGUGACGGUGAAGAACCCAGAAAAACUCUCAGGUUAACGUCAUCCAUUUCCAAUGAGAUUGAACAGGACUUCCAGAAUUAUGUAAGGAAACAGCAUGCUCUCAAUACUUUAAUGAAGGAUGGUGAAGAAGAAUCUGAUGGAAGAGAUGAUCGUUUACCUUAUAAGUCCACUGAGAAGAUGAUUCCUGAGAUGCAGCACGUGAAAGAGGUUCAAAUUGAAGAUGUCGUUUCAUUGAACCCUGUGGAACCAUCUGCAACUGAAUCAAUUGAAGACAAUAGAUAUUUAAAUGAGGUCUCUUCCAAUAGUGGAGUGGAGAGUGGAAGCACCAUCAAUCUUUCUGAUUCAUCCUUAACCACCAUGAGUAGCCUUGAGGAAUUUUUAGAAGGUCCAGAGUGUCAACAGCCUUAUAACACUAAGCGCUUAUCCAGGACUGAAGAUAGGACGUCAAGAAGUCUAACAGGUCCAAGUCAAAGCUUUGUUAAUCAACUUGCUCAUGGAGAUUGUGGUUCCUUUGCACUUGGUCCUCUUUCAGGCCCAAUAACAUAUUCAGGACCAAUACCAUGUUCUGGUAGCAUUUCUCUGCGGUCAACUAGUAGCACUGCCAGCUCUAAUUCUUUUGCUUUUCCCAUAUUGCCAUCAGAAUGGAGUGGCAGCCCGGUAAGAAUGGUGGAAGCUGACCAGAGACAGCCGAGGAAGCAGCAAAGUUGGAGAACCUGUUUUCUCUGCUGAUUCCAAAAAUCAUGCUUAUGGGUUCAUGGUGUAAUGUAAAUGAUAAACCUAGCAACGAUGCUUGUCAUACGAUUUUUUGCCUUUGGAAGUCUUAGGAAUGUGUGCUUUUCAUAUUCAUACCUUCCAGCAUUCUCAGUGAGCAAGUUGUGAAGUUUGUUGGUUGCGAAACAAUUAGACAGAAAUUUGGCUCCAGCCAGUCAAUAAUUUAGACAAAGCCUUCUCAAAUUCCCUUUUUUGCUUUCCAAAGAUGUAAUAAUCUUAGGUUAUAAUUCUUUCAGUUGACAAUAAAUGCUUUUGAAUCAUUGGUGAGUUGAUAUACAGUCAAUGACUGAUAGAAGGUUGGCUCUAUUUUUGUCA